Messenger RNA from Pyrenophora tritici-repentis Pt-1C-BFP, 1104 nucleotides. RefSeq names its product methyltransferase OMS1, mitochondrial precursor. The record is from RefSeq and is a predicted model, not a curated record. Lineage: Eukaryota; Fungi; Ascomycota; Dothideomycetes; Pleosporales; Pleosporaceae. Gene Ontology annotation, molecular function: methyltransferase activity.
AUGGCGAAGCUUCCCAAGCCCCCAAAGGUGUUCCCGGUGAAAGCUGCAAUACCAUCGAGGCCCGCCACCCCAUUCCGCAGACGGAUACCGCAAACGCAGCCCGAUGCUGAUGAAUCAUUACGAAGCGCCAGCGAUCCAACACCAGCACAGAUUGGGCAGAGAAUAUGGAGGGAGCGUCCAAGACUAUCGGACCUACAGCGCUUGUCGGAUGAGGAAUUGAGGUCGGCACAGCACCAGGCAAAACUGCGGAGAUGGAGGCAAUGGCCCAUGUUCGGUAUCGGGCUGGUCGCAUUCGGCAUGGGCACAUAUGGAGCUAUGCUUUGGGUAUCGCUAACACAAGAUGUGGACCUGCAAGAUCUGCCCGAGGACCUCUCCGACCGGUUCGACAAGGAGGCUGACGGCUACGACGAGAAGGUGGACACAUCGGAGAUGCUGCUCCUCCUUACCUCGAAGCGGAAGAAGCUCACUGCCAUGGCCAAGGGACAUGUGUUGGAGGUUGCUGUGGGUACGGGCAGGAACAUGCCAUACUACAAUACCAAGCAAUGCGACACUGUCACAUUGCUCGACUCUAGCGGGCCCAUGCUAGCGGUUGCAAAGCGGAAAUGGAACGACACGCACAAGGAAUACUUUAGUCGCGUCUUCUUCAAGCAACAAUCCGCCCUAGAUCCGAUAACCCCGCCUUACGGUGCCAAAGAUGGAUACGACACAGUGAUACAGACCAUGGGACUCUGCUCCACGCCAGAACCUGUCAGGUUGCUGCAGAAUCUAGAGGCAUGCACAAACGAGAAGGGACAGAUACUGCUGCUGGAGCACGGCAAGUCGCAUUACGAGUGGCUCAACGGUAUAUUGGACAAGACUGCGCCAGCGCAUGCCGAUGAGCACGGUUGCUGGUGGAACAAAGACAUCGGCAAGAUCGUGGAAGAGAGCGGGCUAGAGGUGGUGGAUAUGAAGCGCUAUAACUUUGGCACGACGUGGUGGUUUCAAUUGAAGCCGAGGAGGGGCAUACGACAAGCGCUGGGCGAGAGUAUGGCGAGUGAGCAGCCGCCCGCGGCGCAGGGCGCGUCGCCGGUCGCACAGAAGUCAUGGUGGUCACUGUGGAGAUGA